AUGUGUGAUGAAUUUGUUAGGAAAGCUUACUCUGAGCGCUCUUUGCUAGAAGAAUUGGCUUCACCUACUAAUUCAGUGGAAGAUGGCAUUCAGGCAGUGACAGAGUACCCGGUGCGAGCACUCCUCAGGGAGAGCGGUGCGAGCCCGCCUAGGGGCAAGCGGUCGAAUCCGCCCGACCCCGCCGGCAGAGGGCGCCGCACCCCCAACCAGCACCGCCCGCCAAGGUGCCUUCAAACCCCUCCCCCUCCGCCUCGCACCCAAUGGUACGCGACCUCCCGUCCGGGUGGUCCCGCCCCCAUCUCGCGAGAGCCCAGUGGGCCGCCAGGCACGUUUCGGCGUUUUCCUCAAGCCCUGCUCAAUUAUUACUGCCAAGAAGGCUACUUCCACCACGUCCGGGCUGCGGCGGAUGCGGCGCUGGGGCGGCUGGGCAGCGAUCCGGUGUUCCUUUUCUACCGGGCCUACGGCGCCCUGAGGGCAGGUGAUGUCCAAGAGAGUAUUCGACAGUUGGAGUCUAUUAAAAACAAACAGGAGGUGUCACUUUGUACAAUGAUGGCUCUGAUUUAUGCCCAUAAGAAGAGCCCUAAUCCAGAUCGAGAUGCUAUUCUAGAGUUGGAUGCAAAAAUGAAGGAGCAACGUAAAACAGCAGGACACCAGGCUCUGUACUUCGCUGGGUUAUUUUUGUGGCAUCUUGGUCGUGAGGACAAAGCCCGUGAAUAUGUUGAUAGAAUGAUCAAAGUUUCUGGUGGUGGUAAAGAGGGGUUGAUUUUGAAAGCAUGGCUUGAUCUCACCUGUGGGAAAGAAACUCACAUUAAAAAAGCUGUGAAAUACUUUGAUGAAGCACUGCAGGAAGGCAAUGAUGUUUUUGCUCUGCUUGGUAAAGCACAGUAUUUUGAGGUCCGACAGAAUUAUUCAGGAGCUCUGGAAACGGUGAACCAGAUAAUUGCAAACCAACUAGCCUUGCAGGACUGGGAGCAGGCAGUUGAAACGGCACAAAGACUAUUGCAGAAAGAUGCCCUCAAUUUAGAAGCCAUAAGAAUGGAGGCCCUGCAUUAUCUGUGCAGGGAAGGAAAUAUAUCUGAGGCUUCAGCAAGACUGGGAGACCUAACUAAAGCACUGGACAGGUUAGAACCACGUAAUUCGCAGCUCUUCUGUAAAAUGGCUUUAGCUUUCAGUAGAACAUGUGGCCGGAACCAACUCAUCCUUCAACAUACACAAACCUUAGUUGAAAGAGCAUCUGAUUUGGCAUCCGACAAUGCAGAAUUUGCUACUGAACUUGGCUACCAAAUGAUUUUACAAGGGAAAGUGAAAGAAGCUUUAAAAUGGUACAAGACUGCUAUGACACUUGAUGAAACAAGUGUUUCUGCACUAACUGGAAUUAUCCGUUGUCAGCUAAUACAAGGGCAAUUAGAAGAUGCAGAGCAGCAGUUGGAGUUUCUCAAUGAAAUUCAACAGUCCAUUGGGAAAUCUGGGGAAUUAUCUUUCUUGCGUGCAGUCCUAGCUAUGAAAAAACAUAAGAGACAAGAAGAGGUUAUUGCCUUAUUGAAUGAUGUUCUGGAUACUCACUUUUCAUCUUUGCAUGGUUUUCCUCUUGGUGUGGAAUAUUUUGAAAAACUAAACCCUGAUUUCUUGCUAGAAAUCAUUAGGGAAUAUCUUAAUUUUUGCCCAGCACAGCCUGCAAGUCCUGGACAGUCUCCUUCACCACUUCUCAAGCACUGUGCUUCUGUUCUUGAAACUGUGGUAAAAACUGUGCCUGGUCUUCAACAAGCAGUCUUUUUAAUUGCAAAAGUGAAAUACUUGUCAGGGGAUAUUGAAGCAGCACAUAGUAAUCUACAUUACUGUCUUGAAAGGAAUCCUUCUUACGCAGAGGCACACUUACUGAUGGCCCAGGUGUAUUUGGCUCAAAACAAUACUAAACUGUGUUCUCAAUCCUUGGAACUUUGUCUGAGCUACAAUUUUGAGGUGAGAGAACAUCCUGUUUAUCACUUAAUUAAGGCCCAAACCCAGAAAAAGAUGGGAGAAUUAUCAGAAGCUAUUAAGACCUUACAGAUGGCAAAGAAUUUGCCUGGAAUGAGAAAACCUACACCUUCCUCAAAAACUAAAGGAAAAAGAAUUGAAAUUGAUGCAAGUGAUCGUGUGUCUGUCUUCCUAGAGUUAGUAGAAGCUCAUCGUUUGAAUGGAGAACCGCAUGAAGCUGCUAUCGUACUGCAAGACGCCAUUAAUGAAUUUUCUGGAACUCCUGAGGAACUAAGAGUUGUGAUUGCAAAUGCAGAUCUGGCAAUUGCUCAAGGAGAUGUUGAACAAGCCUUGACUAUGCUCCGAAAUAUUACACCUGAACAGCCUUACUUUGUACAAGCUAAAGAAAAAAUGGCAGAUAUUUAUCUUCAGUACAGGAAAGAUAAGAAAUUAUAUGCUGGCUGCUAUAGAGACCUAGUAGAAAAACUGCCAAGUGCUCAUACUUUCCUUCUUCUUGGUGAUGCGUACAUGAAUAUUCAAGAGCCUGAUGAAGCCAUAGAAGUCUACGAGCAGGCCUUGAAGAAAAAUCCAAAAGAUCCAGCUUUAGCAAGUAAAAUUGGAAAAGCCCUGAUCAAAAUGCAUAACUAUUCAAAGGCAAUCAGUUACUAUGAGGCUGCAUUGAGAAGUGGUCAACAGAAUUUCCUUUGCUAUGAUUUGGCUGAGCUUUUAAUGAAACUGAAGCAGUAUGAAAAGGCAGAAAAAGUACUUCAGCAAGCUUUAGAUCAUGAGCCUGGUAAUGAAUUGUCUUCUCUGAUGGAAGAUGGACGUUACCAGGUGCUUCUGGCAAAAACUUACAGCAAAAUGGAGAAGAUUGAUGAAGCUAUUGUUUCAUUACAACAGGCUCGGGAAUUACAAGCCAGAGUGCUUAAACGGACUCAAAUAGAACAGCUGGAUGCAGUUCCUGCACAGAAGCAGUUAGCGGCCGAAAUUUGUGCUGAGAUUGCAAAACAUUCUACAGCGCAGCGAAACUAUGAAAAAGCAAUUAAAUUUUACAAAGAAGCUCUUGUUCACUGUGAAACUGAUAACAAGGCAAUGUUGGAACUUGCACGUUUAUAUCUUGCGCAAGAUGAUACUGAUGCCUGUCAACAUCAGUGUUCCUUACUACUGAAGAACGACCAAGAUAAUGAAGCAGCAACGAUGAUGAUGGCUGAUAUCAUGUUCAGGAAGCAAGAUUAUGAACAAGCUGUCUUUCAUUUCCAGCAGCUCCUAGAACGCAAGCCAGAUAACUAUGCAACCCUCUCGCGAUUAAUUGAUCUAUUAAGAAGAGCUGGGAAGCUAGAAGAAGUCCCAAGAUUUCUUUUAAUGGCUGAAAAACAUUCUUCCAGAACAAAGCUUGAACCAGGCUUUCACUACUGCAAAGGACUGUAUCUUUGGUAUACAGGUGAACCAAAUGAUGCGCUCCGGCAUUUUAAUAAAGCUCGAAAGGACAGUGACUGGGGACAGAAUGCAGUCUACAACAUGAUUGAAAUUUGUUUGAACCCAGAUAAUGAAACUGUGGGUGGUGAAGUCUUUGAAAAUCUGGAUGCUGACAUAGGUAAUUCAACAGAGAAGCAGGAGUCUGUGCAGUUGGCUGUAAGAACAGCAGAAAAUCUUCUGAAGGAACUCAAGCCUCAGACCAUUCAGGGUCACAUUCAACUGCGAAUCAUGGAAAAUUAUUGUCUCAUGGCAACCAAACAAAAAUCAAGUGUUGAACGAGCACUGAACACUUUCACUGAAAUAGUAGUGGCUGAGAAGGAUCAUAUACCAGCACUUUUGGGAAUGGCCACAGCCUACAUGAUCUUGAAACAGACUCCACGAGCCAGAAAUCAGUUAAAACGGAUUUCAAAAAUGAGCUGGAAUCCCAUUGAUGCAGAGGAGUUUGAAAAGAGUUGGCUUCUGCUUGCAGAUAUAUAUAUUCAAUCUGCAAAAUAUGAUAUGGCGGGUGAAUUAUUAAAACGAUGCCUUCGUCAUAACAGGUCAUGCUGCAAGGCUUACGAAUACAUGGGAUACAUAAUGGAAAAGGAACAAGCAUAUAAGGAUGCAGCAAUAAAUUACGAGAUGGCCUGGAAAUACGGAAACCAAAUAAAUCCAACAAUAGGAUACAAGCUGGCUUUCAAUUACCUGAAAGGAAAGAGAUACAUUGAUGCAAUUGAUGUCUGUCAUAAGAUCCUUGAAGCACAUCCAAACUAUCCCAAGAUCAGAAAGGAAAUACUUGAUAAGGCCCGUGCGUCGCUAAGAACAUGAAUUUUUUUUUUUUAUGGCUCAUGGACUUGUUUGUUUAAUCUGACUUUGGAAACUACGAAUGGAAUACUGGAGUGACAGAGACCAUAUCAGCACGAAAGUAUUGUGAAUAUGAUUAACUUAAUUAUACUAGAGAUCGGAUUAUUUUCAAGAAAAAUCUGCAGCCCUGAAAGAAAUUGUAUUUAUUCUCAUUCAGGAGAGAAUACUGCUUACAUGUGUGCUAUGUAAAGUGUCAUCCAGCAUCAUAAAAAAGUGUCAUCAGCAUUAUAAAAAUGUUUCAAAGCAUAUAACUCAGUAUUUUGUUUUGUCCAUUUGAAAUAGGAUAGGCUGUUUUUUUGAGUGCUAUCUAGUGCAGGUGCAUUGUUAAGAUGCUGGAUUUCAGUUCAUGUAAACCAUUUAUUCACAAUUACAGUGUAAUCUUUAUUACUACA
This is a messenger RNA of Pygoscelis adeliae (Adelie penguin), 4664 nucleotides long. It is a transcript of the gene TTC21B, whose product is annotated as tetratricopeptide repeat domain 21B. Gene Ontology annotation, molecular function: protein binding. The record is from RefSeq and is a predicted model, not a curated record. Bases 1 to 4236 code for a protein of 1411 amino acids. Gene Ontology annotation, biological process: protein localization to cilium; intraciliary retrograde transport. The transcript has 31 exons. NCBI's taxonomy places the organism in Eukaryota, Metazoa, Chordata, Aves, Sphenisciformes, Spheniscidae. Gene Ontology annotation, cellular component: intraciliary transport particle A.